Heterostelium album PN500 is the source of this 4053-nucleotide messenger RNA. RefSeq names its product calcium-binding EGF-like domain-containing protein. Bases 1 to 4053 code for a protein of 1350 amino acids. Gene Ontology annotation, biological process: sexual reproduction. Lineage: Eukaryota; Evosea; Eumycetozoa; Acytosteliales; Acytosteliaceae. The transcript is spliced from 9 exons. The record is from RefSeq and is a predicted model, not a curated record.
AUGAUAGUUAAAUAUUUCUUUUUAUUUCUAUGUAUCUUUAUAUGUAUAAAAACAGAUUUAACAAAUGGACAAACAAAACCUAUUCUAAAACAAAUAACAGAUUUACAACCACACGUCACCAAUACAGAUGAUAAAACAUGUUUGAUUCCAUUCUCAGCAAUGUUUUUAGCACCGGUUCUACUAGAUCCAGGCGAUUUCAUUUUCAACGACACAGCCAUCACAUUUGGAAAUGCAACUAUAAUUUCCAACAAUCUUUUAACUAAUCAAGUAAUUUCAUUUCUUGUCAAAAUCAAAUCGAACAGUUCUACCACCCAAUUUAAUUUAUAUUUUGAAAAAGCUGGUCUUACUUCAGCUUUGUAUCCAAUCAUUAAUAUCACUUGUAAUUACAUUUCCGAUUUUAACUUUAGAUCUAUCUCUAAUGCUUCAUCUAUAAUCGAUCAGAAAGGAUAUCUUAAAUACUAUGUUGAAGUUGAAACUCUUCCUCGUGGAAUUGUUUAUGGUCAAUUCGAUAAUUUUGUAAGCUGCACUACCCCCUACAGAGUUUGCUCAAUUGGUUCGGUCGUUGGAAACGGAAAUCUCUUUUCUUUAACGAUUAGUAAUUUUCCAGUUAGCCAGAAUGCAGGUGGUGUAACGAUGAGUGCCAAUAUUAAAUUUUAUACUGAUCAAACUGCACACAUCUAUUCAUUUGACAAUCUCUUCAGACGGCCAUACGAUUUCAUUAGCAGUUCAUUGGCUUCAUAUCCACGAAACAAUACUGCAGCAACAAUGAAAACAUAUACUCAACAAAAUAACCUAAGAAAGGUGAUCCUAAUCUAUGCAGCUGAGAAAGUGGAAAUAGCUUAUCCUACCUACUUUAACACACCAUACCAAGCAUUCCGAAGAAUUAGAUCCUACUAUUCUACAGACUCUAAUAAGAACAUAGCUAUAUUAAUGGUAAUUAGUGAUUCAGCUCCAUCAAGUGGAUACUUGGUUACCGAAGCUACUUUUUCCAAGUUGUACCUUGACUACGUGCAAUCACCAAUUUUACUACCGGUGGAACCGAUUUCAUGUACUAUUGAACCAGCACUACUGACAUAUAAUGUAACUCAAACAGUUGUAGAUAAAUGGGAUUUCUCAUUUUCAAUGCAGAAUCAAUAUUAUACUAUUCAAUAUAAAUGGCCAUCUUUAAUCUAUCCAAUAUUUUCAGACAACAGAGGUGCAUUUAAUUAUAGAGUUUCAGUUCCUAGACCGGUUGAUUUCUCCGGAACAGUCACAGGAAAGCUUACUUCUUCUAAUUCCUACGACUCUUUUAUAUUAUCAAACAAAUUUAUCAAAGUUUCACCAACAACACAGUUACUUCGUAUUAAUAUAACCACAUUCUAUCCAUUGGUGGUAGUUUACAUCGGUGAGGUUAUCAAUCCAAAGUUGAUUUCAGGUGACAGAAAGAAAGGAGUGUUUGAAAUGGAAGUUCAAACAAAAUAUUUACAAUUCGGAUAUCAAAUGGUAUUCACCGAUAGUUCUGGAUUUAAUUCAGUGUUAUACUAUUCUCAAGCAUACAACUCUGAUUUCUCAGUGUUACCAUCCGAGUUAAAGUUUGAUAAAAAUGAAACAUUUGAUUUAACUACCAUUCAAACUAUUAAUUUUACCAACACAAUCAUGAAUUUCAAUUUUAGUUAUUUACCAAUCAAUAAUUCAGUGGUGUUUUCAACAACCCAACAAAAUCCAAAUUUAAUUCCAACAAUCGAUUUUGGAGGUUCAUAUUUUUUCAAUGGAUUCUAUGAUCAAAGUAUUCAACUUUAUUCUAUUAAUUUCACAAUCCCGCCAUUGGUUAUUUAUUUAGAUUUACCCUAUACUCUUGGAUUAUCAGGAUUUUCAAUACAAUCAAGUGAUUUAAGAACAAAGUUUGGUGAAUUGGCAAACUUAAAAGUAUCUAGUUCAACAAAUGAUACAAUGAAACCAACUUUGAUUAAUUUACAAGCGGGUCCAGCUAUCAAGUUAUAUGGAUAUUUAAAUUGGAAUCUAUCCAUUGAGGAUACCCAAAAUGGAUUCUUAUAUGGAACAGUUGAUAUCAUAUCAAAUAAGAACCCCAAGCCAAUAUCAAUUACUUUCACCAACUCUAGUUUAGUUUCAGGAAACAAUUUCUAUGGUGUUUACCAAAUUAAUUACCAAUACAAUACUUCAAGUUGCUGUGAGCAGACCUUCAGACUUGCCAAUCUUCGCCUAUAUGACCGGUCUAAUAUCAAUACCUAUGAAAUUCCCGAUCAAUUAAUAGAAAUAUAUGAUAGUGAUGAAUAUCAGCUUGAAAUCAAAGCUACAUGUCAAACCGUUCUUAUCGAUGACACUCCACCAUUUAUUUCAAGUUUUUCAGUUCAACCAAGAAGUAUUGAUGUUGGGUCACUCAAUCGAAAUGUUAGUUUCCAAAUAUCGGUUAGUGAUGGCGAAGUUUCUCUUUCCACAGGACUAUCGAUUAGUAAUACACCAGUCAUUGUUUUAUCUUCUGAAUACAGCAAUCCAAUCUAUAUAGAAACACAACUAUCAAACAAUGUUAACAAAACAUUUGCUGUAUUUUCUGGAAGUGUCCAAAUACCAUUUGGAUAUGGUUUCGACAAUAUUUUUAUUUCAGUUUAUGGAUUGGUUGACAAUAAUUUCAAUAUCAAUGGAUAUGUGACCGAUGACUUGAAACAAUCAAAUUUCAUUUACAACAUCAGUAGAUAUUUUACCACCAAUCAACCAUAUAUUCAAUCAGCAAGCAAUAUUUCAAAUUCAGGUGGAUCAAUAACACUUUAUGGAAAUUCAUUUGGUUUAGAUUCCAAACAAUUCCAAACAUUGAUCAAAUAUGGUGAUGAUGGUGAAUGGCAAUAUAUUCAAUUCGAUUUCUUCUCUGGAUCUAUUAUACAAUUGAACAAUAGAAUCCCAUCAUUAAAUGAUAUUCCAUAUUUUUAUAUGCAAGUUCAAGUUGAUAUGACUCAAUCAAAUAUCAUCAAGAUCUUUCCUAAUGGAUCGAGUAUGAUAUUACCAGAUAUAACACCCACACCUACACCAACCGUAACACAAACUCCACCAGUAACAUCAACACCAAAACCGUCAGAUACAGUUUGUCCAAACAAUUGUAGUAAUAGAGGACAAUGUCUUGAGAGUGGAUGUGUUUGUCAGAAACCAUGGACAGGACCAUCAUGUAAUUCUGAAAUUAUUAUCAUUCCAACACCUACUCCACAACCAGAUCCAUCGACAGGUAUCAAUAUUACAGACAGUACAAUCUUUUCAAGUAUUAAAAUUGGAGAGAUCAGAGAAUUGGAUGAUACAAUGAAUAUUGUCAAGAGAAACAAUGUCGAUAGUUGGGAUUUCACAGAUCUAACAACAAAAACAUCAAACCCAACUUACUUUUAUACUGGAAUAUUACCAGGAACAACAACAACAAUCAAUGUCACAAUCGAAUUCUUUAUCAAUGAAACCGAUAUUCAAUUUGGAGGACAAACAAUCAAAGUUCAAAAGUCAUCAAUCAAAUAUACUUUGGAUAUUUCAUCGUAUUCAUUCCUCAUGAAGACAAAUUAUCUCCAGAUUGUGAUGAGUGCAUUGAUUCAGAAUUCAAACGGUGAUUCAUGCUCGUCGAAACAACUUGGUUCAAAUGGUGACAAUGUUGCAUGGAUCAAGAUGAAUAUCGACAAAACAAGUUUAUAUGGAAGAUUCUUAUCGUUUGCAAUGGUGGAUGAUAGAUUCACAAAUAUCACAAACAACAUUGUCGACAAUGAAAACAGUACCACAAACAACAACACAACAGACACAUCGCAAUUCAGAGAGAUCAGUGUUGGAAUCACCAUUCCAAACUAUGAUCGUAAUGUUAAAAUUGAUCCUGAUUUUUCGAAUCUUAUCGAUGUCGAUGGUGAUUCAACCAACGAACUUUGUUCAUCAAAAUCCAAAAAGCUCAGUAAUGGUGCUAUUGCUGGAAUUGUAGUUGGUGCUGUUGUUUUCAUUACUUUGAUUGUAGGAACUUCAAUGCUGCUAUACAAAAGAAAAAAGACGAGAUCCCAGAAUAGAGCAAUCGAAAAUAAACUAAAAGCAAUGGAUAAAAAUUAA